Messenger RNA from Labrus mixtus (cuckoo wrasse), 1086 nucleotides. RefSeq names its product transmembrane protein 242 (gene tmem242). The coding region runs from base 74 to 499 and encodes 141 amino acids. Lineage: Eukaryota; Metazoa; Chordata; Actinopteri; Labriformes; Labridae. The record is from RefSeq and is a predicted model, not a curated record. The transcript is spliced from 4 exons.
AAUUAAAACGCAGUGUCUAUGGUUCUAACGUCCGUAGCUCGCUUGUUUCUAGCCGGUGACGGACCACAACAACAUGACAGCCGCUGGUGAAAACACGGCUGUGGAUGUGGGAGAAAGAGCAGAAAUGGACGGAGAGGACAAACUUCAGAUGUUAAAAGGUGCAGCCUUUCUGACCACGGUGGCGUCUGCGGGGAUGAUCGCCGGCUUCGGCUCCACGUUGGCGCUGGCGAAGAAGAAAAGUCCGAACUGGUUUAAUAAGGGCGUCAUGGCGACGGCAGCGGUCCCGGAGAGCGGGGCGUCCCUGGCGCUCAGGGCUCUGGGUUGGGGGUCUCUGUACGCCUGCUGUGGAGUCGGUCUGCUCGGCUUCACCGUGUGGAAAGUCCUCGAUGUUCACAGCUUGUCGGAGUUCAGACUGAAGAUGCGUUCCCUCUUCCCGUCCAUCCCCAAGUCCUCCCCGUCUGAACCCGUGGACUGGGACGCGCUCUUCAAGUCAAAGUGACCUGCAGCCUGCUGGAGGACCAAUCAGACGAGUCGACACAGAGACUGAAACUAAACGUGGCAACUCGAGGAUGGUCUCUGGAGAACUAGUUCGGUCCUGGUUUUGGUUGUAGUUCGGUCCUGGUUUUGAAAGCUUUUUGUUUUGAAUCAGAUUUUUGUUUCUCUGAUCAUGAACUCCUGAUUUGAUUUUCCAUGUUUUGUUGAUUUUCUGGAACCAGAGGACUUCUUCUUCUCCUGUAGGGAUCCUGGUCAGCCUCCUGGGGGGCGCUGAUGGACCUCAAAACUUUUCAGAUAUGAAACAUGGGAGAAUAAACUAAAGAUUAUUUAUUGACUUUCAGCCACAUGAACAUAAAUCAAAAGCUAUGAAACAUUAAUGACCUGAUCUGUUCUCCUGUGAGUCUCUCUCUGGUCCAGACCCGACCCGGACUCCAGUCUCAAAUCAGAUCUGGAUUAUUUAGAUGUUUCUAUAAAUCUCUACCAUGUGGAACAUUUGUUUAAAAUAUUUGUUUUAGAGAUUUGUGUUGUGUGUUGACGCUGGAACAAAUCGCCCUGUGGGAUGAAUAAAGUUUUUAGUGAAAUCAAACAGGA